Diabrotica virgifera virgifera (western corn rootworm) is the source of this 789-nucleotide messenger RNA. Its product is annotated as DNA ligase 1-like. Lineage: Eukaryota; Metazoa; Arthropoda; Insecta; Coleoptera; Chrysomelidae. The coding region runs from base 1 to 789 and encodes 262 amino acids. The transcript has a single exon. The record is from RefSeq and is a predicted model, not a curated record.
AUGGAUCAAACAAAUACAAACAAAGGUACAGGGAAUAACGACGACGACUAUAGACAAAAGAAUAAGGAAGACGGGAAAACCAAUGAGAAUGGGGAAGAGCGGCCGCAAGACGGCAGAACAGAAGAGGAAGAACAACGAAAAUUCGAAAAGGAAAUGUUAGAAUGGCACAAAAAACAGUCAAAGAUGAAUAGGUCGGGUCCUCCAAAGCACUCGACUCUAGUAGGGGAUGACCUGUUAAAGGAAAUUAACAAAGAAGAGGAAAAAGAAGGAGACAAAAUUGAGGAAGACCCCUCAGUGGAAAUUGUGGAAGUGGUGGACAAAGAAGUAGAACGGAGAGAAGAAGAGCAAGGUGAGUCACACUGGCAAGAUAUAGAAGAGAGCGUCCUAACAGCUUUCCUGUUCGAUGAAGCGGACAGGGAAGAAAUACAGCAAAACAAAAAAAGGAAAGGCGAUAGCCUAGAAAUGAACGAAAAAUUUAAACGAGAAAAGAGAGAAGAAAGCAAAAAAUACUCAGAGGAGACGGAAAACGAAAGAGUCCAAAGAAAAUUGAAAGAGGUAUUGGAGAUCCUAAAUGGUAAAGGACCUAUAGAGGGGGAGAAUAAGGCUAAAGCAAGAAAGUUAAUUGGAGAAAUAACCUCUAUCCAAAAUAAAACGAGUCAGAAUCAAAAUCAAACGGUGCAAGAGGAGGGUCACUUGAAAUGCGAACAGUGCAAAAUAAAAAUGGAACAAGAAAGACAAAAAAAAGAAACGGAGAAAAUAAUAAAAGCGUUAAACAAAGGGGGGACAUAA